Sycon ciliatum is the source of this 1317-nucleotide messenger RNA. RefSeq names its product proline-rich protein 2-like. The transcript is spliced from 3 exons. The coding region runs from base 1 to 1317 and encodes 438 amino acids. The record is from RefSeq and is a predicted model, not a curated record. Lineage: Eukaryota; Metazoa; Porifera; Calcarea; Leucosolenida; Sycettidae.
AUGGCCAAUGACAGUACAAUACCAUGCUCGCCUCGAGUUCUGGGCCAGGAGGAGCGGAAUUGGCGUGGUGGCAAUACGGAGAGCAAAUUCGGAGAACCGAACAUGGCGGAUGAAGAUGUGCAAAUGGGGAAUCUGGACCCCAACGACGCAGAUGAGGAGGAAGCUGCACACGAUGAGGAAAGCACCAGUUCAGACGAUGAGGGAGGCAUCAAUGCAGACGAUGAAGAAGGCAUCGAUGCAGCGGAGGAGAGGAGAGCGGGGGAGAGGAGGAGGGAGUUCCAUCGACGAGUCGUGAUGGACCUCAACCGACCAAGAGACCGACAGUUAAGGGAAGCCGCUGAUCUACCCCCGCUACCUAUGCCACCUGGAGAAUUUCAGCGUCGGGGUGGGGUGAUUGGAAACGAAUGGGGUGCUGCAGAAAGAAGACCACUGCUACCACCUAGAGAUGAUGAACAACAGCCUGGUUUGGGCCCAUACCAAGGACCUGAACAACGGCUACAAGGGCUUGAUUGGGGUAGAGCACCUGAACCACGACCUCCCAGGCCUAUGUUAAACCCUCCUAGAGCAGAUCCAAUAGCGCUUGGUGUGCCCAAUAUGGGCAAUCCUGGUCAACCUGGACCUCUGCCUCAUAGACUAGGUGAACUACGUCCAGAUAUGGUUGGGCCUGACUUUGGUGGAGCAGCUGCACGACCAUAUAUGGGCAAUCCUGGACAAUCUGGACCUCUGCCUCAUAGAUUAGGUGAACUACGUCCAGAUAUGGUUGGGCCUGACUUUGGUGGAGCAGCUGCACGACCACCGAUUCGGCGUGACUUGAAACCCCCUAGUCCGCUUCACUUAAGACCUGGAGAAAUUGAACAACCUGAAUUUGCUGGAGCAGCACGCAGCGUCUUGGACAAAGAAGAAAGAGAUCUUGCUAGAGAACCUGGUCGACCUCCGAGAGCAUCUGAACCAUUUUACGGAAUACAUCACCCUGAUUUGGGCAGGGCAGCGUCGGCCAGUUCAGCGGAAUCACCAGCACCAGCACCAGCAGUUGGACAACAGCCGAUCAGGCGUCAGGUGAAACCUCCUGAGAAUCCUUUCUUGGGAAAUCUUGGCGAACCCGGACAGCCGCGUGUAAGGCCUAGGAGAGACCCUCCGAGAGCAUUUGAACCAUUUUCAGGAAAACAUGGUCCUGAUUUGGGCAGAGCAGCAUCGGCCAGUGCCUCGGAACCACCAGCACCCCUACCUCCCGGUCAAAGAAUAUCGCCAGUAAUUCCUAGACCUAAUGAUGAUGGAACAGCAUCCAACUCCUCGGACGAAGAUAGGGCCGAAGAUUAG